UAUGCGCUGUUAUACACACAUUGUGUCAAACCUCUGAGAAGUAUGAAAGUGGAACUGAUUCGAGGUGGUGCCGUGUUUCACUGGGACCUAAAUAAUCAUGACAACACGUUGUUUAUUUCGGGAAGAGCGGGACUACGAUAAACCAGCGUCUUGUUGUUCGAAGCCGCCGGAAAAUACGUUUUAAACCCGAGCAAAAAUGUUUCUUUUUCCUGUAGUUAAACAUUGAAUACCUAUGUUAACCCCUUUCCGUCUUGUAGCAAAUGUGCAUGCAUAAUUCAUGUGUAAUAUGUCCUGACAAACCACAGGAUGUUGGUGGGCUACAGCAGCAGCUCGGAGGAGGAGAGCGAGGCGGUGGCGGCGGCAGCAACUGCGACCACAUGUUCAUCUCGAAAGUGGCAAGAGGAAGACGAUGCUAACAAUGGCAGCCCAGCGACAAAGAAACACAAAAUUGAGGAACCGGUUCCUAAAACGAGGCUGCCUCUUCCUGGUUGCCUGUUGGCCAUGUUUCCAGAUGAAGUGGCCUCACAGGCUGAAGACAGCUCUCUUCAUGGCGGACGCGUGCGCUCUUUUAAACACGAGAGAGGCAACUGGGCUACCUAUGUUUAUUUGCCAUACCAUCCUGAGGAGGAGUUCCGGGAGUUGUUGGAGGAGCUGCUCUCACUAGCCGGGGACCACGGUGUGGUUUUGACCCCGCAGGAGGAGUUUCACCUCAGCUUGUCUAAGACGGUGGUGCUCAGACACCACUGGAUCCAAACCUUCACCCAGAGCCUCAAGGCAGGCCUGGUGCACUGCAAGAGGUUUGUGUGCUCAGCAGGGACAUUGAGGGUCUACUGUAACGCUGAGAGGACGAGGACGUUUCUGGGGAUGGAAGUGUGUACUGGGCAUGCUCAGUUGUUGGACUUGAGCCAAGUCCUGGACAGAACAAUGACCGAGUUUCACCUGGACACUUUCUAUAAGGAUCCAUCUUUCCACGUGAGUCUGGCCUGGUGUGUUGGAGACGUGACCGGACAGAUGAAGGACUGCAUUCAGGAGAUGCAGAGACUAAUUGAUGACCACGAAGAAGGACCAUUUCUGCUGAGGUUGGACUGUGUGGAGUUGCGCUGCAGGACAGGAAACAAGACCUUCCGCUUCCCUCUGGAGACCUAAAAUUGGACAUUUGUAUAACUUGACCACUCGCCCUUUACAGCUGUGAUCCUCUGAGCCACCUAAAUGAGCUGGAAACGUACCAAUUUAGUGGUGCAACGAUGAUAUGUUGUAUUCCAUUAAUAACUGCUGGCAGAUAUGUAGCAUGUCACAACAAAGAUAGUCUAUAUCCACGACAAUCCACUCGGGAUAGCUCCUGUCCCACAGGAAAUUCCGCAGUAUGCAUUUCUUUUUGUCCGCUUCCUUCCGCUUUCCUUGUGUUGGAAUUUUAAACUUCAGUGGAUUCAUGAAGAUUCUGGUUAACUGCUCCUCAGAUCUCUGCAGGGUAAAUUCAGACAGCUAGCAAGACUAUCUGUCCUGAGUUUCUGUUUCACGACUAAAAUAACUUUUGAACGUGCACGUUCCACCAAAACAAGUUCCUUCCCGAGGCUAUUUUACAGCGACACCGUGGCUGCUUAGCACCGCCCAAGACCAUUGUGAUUGGUUUGAAGAAUUGCCAAUAAACCAGAGCAUGUUUUUAAUCCAUCCCGGAAUGCUGUGUGGACUAGCCAGACCCUAUUCCGGAGCGCCGUGGAGGAAGGUCUAGCAAAGUGAGACUACAACAAAGAUGAUCAAGGGUCAAUGGCAGUUUAUAUUGUAUUUUAAUGCUGUAUAAAAAAUAAAGUCGCUACUGGUUUUA
Messenger RNA from Etheostoma spectabile (orangethroat darter), 1822 nucleotides. RefSeq names its product U6 snRNA phosphodiesterase. Gene Ontology annotation, cellular component: nucleus. Gene Ontology annotation, biological process: U6 snRNA 3'-end processing. Gene Ontology annotation, molecular function: 3'-5'-RNA exonuclease activity. NCBI's taxonomy places the organism in Eukaryota, Metazoa, Chordata, Actinopteri, Perciformes, Percidae. The record is from RefSeq and is a predicted model, not a curated record. The transcript has 7 exons. The coding region runs from base 307 to 1146 and encodes 279 amino acids.